AUGAAUGCUUAUAAACAUGCCCCAAAUGAGGUUACUAGAGACAAAAUGGAUUUAAAAGAAACUCUUGAACAAGAAAUACAAAUACAAAGCGCGUCAUCACAAGAAGUUAUAGUAGAGAAUAAGGAUAAUGAAACUACAAGUGAAUUUGUUAAUGAGGGACUGGAAUUCUGGAACAAACGAAGAGAAUUAUGGACUCGCGAGAAUCAAAACAUUUCAGAAACUUUUGAUAACAAAGAUAACCCGGCUUUGUCGAAUAUUACUCCAAACAAUUAUAAUUCCAUAUAUGAUUCUCUAGUUCAUGAAAAGAAAAAGUUGGUAAGACCUAUUCCUUUACCUUACGUGAGAGAUGGUGUUUGGCCUAUUGAACCACCACCGGCUUCUUCUUCCAAUACAAAUGUUCAAAAUGAUCAAAAGUCAUGA
Messenger RNA from Racocetra fulgida, 420 nucleotides. The record is from the annotation of a GenBank genome assembly. NCBI's taxonomy places the organism in Eukaryota, Fungi, Glomeromycota, Glomeromycetes, Diversisporales, Gigasporaceae.